CAGGUAAGUACUUCAUCGACCAUUGCUCCCAAGAAACAUAAUAUUGAAUUGGCUUAUAAUAAUAUGUUUAAUAAGUGUAUCUCAAAAUAGAAAAUGUACCUAUAUGCGAAAUUUAUAUUUUUAGCAACAAAAUGCCGAACUGCUACUAAAAAUAUCUAAUCGUUCAGCCAAUAAAGCAUUCAACGGUCACGAUUUAACCAUAUUAGAUAUGUGUACACCAGGUUAUCGAGUACUUAAAAUUAAUUGGAUUCGAUAUCGUACAAUACAGUAAUCACAGUUCGCCAAAUUCAUAUAUCAAUAGUUUUGAUUAUUGAACGCUUCGGUCGAAAAAUAAAAAAUGAAAAAGAAAACCAAUUCAUGUGAAUCUUUUCAUUCUAAGUUUGAUUCUCAAUUUUAUUCACCACGCUCAAAUAUUUUACAAUUUCCUUGAUAUAUUAAAUGGUGUUCAAACUGAUAACGAAAAUAUUAUAAGAAGUUGGUGUAAUAUCCAGAUUUCAAUAUAUACAUUAUACAAGCACUAGCUAACAAACUUAAGCCUACAAAAUAAUAUUGUUAAUAUUUUUAAUUGUUUAUUAUAUACUUUAUAUAUUUAUAACUAUUUUGGCUUCGUAAAAAUUCUGGUACAAUGUAGGUUCAUCAUAAGCUGUACGGGGUAAAAACAUUUCGGAGGACAUUUUGACCAGUUUUGUAAAAGAAUUUUCCGAACUGGUCAUCUCUUGGGAAAUUUCAAUCCGUUUUGUGUCCUACGUAACACAUUAUUUAUUGUUAUAAUAACGUCACACGCGUAUUCCGAUCUGGCGAAUCGACGACAGUAUUGUGUUGAUGCGUAGUCGGGUCAGCGGCGUUUGCAGUGUCCGCGAACAUACAAUUUUCUUCGGUCCGAUAAACCCGCCUGCAAUCGAACCGGAAACUCGUUUACCCGAAUGCGUCGUAGGUACCAAUCGGAAAUAUCCGGUGCGCUGCGGGUCGGACGGUCACGUAUAGUGAUCAACGAAUUGUCAAUUCCGUUUUCGCGCGGAAGAUUAUGGGACAGUGAACGCGUUUAAAAACGGCCGACCGGAGUCACGGUGACCGUACACGGACCAUGGACGGGCUACGAGGAACAACGGUGUUGUCGUUGAUGGCGGUCGCGGCGAUGACGACAACAACGACAACAGCUUCGGCCGGCCGACCGUAUGCGGCGGAAUGGUUCCAGGCCACGGUGAACAGUUGCCGGUCGGCCGGAUGGCCAAACUGCGUGGCCCAAAACGUGGACAGGACGUUCAAACUGUUGGAAGACGCCGACGACUUGCGGAUAGCCGGAGGCGUGCGUUUGGUCCGGACAGCCGCCAGAACGACCCAUCCAACGUAAGUAUUAUCAAUGAAAAUUUGUUUUAUACGCGGGACCCGAAUUGACCGGUGUUUUCAAUACAAUAAUAUUAUGUGGUUCUUAUCCGCGGUUAUAUCAUUGGUCCCGGGUACCAAGAAGGGGUAAUGUCAAUUUUUUUAUUUUUUUUUAUAAUUUUUUUCUACGUAAUUUAUUCCCCUUUACUUUUCGUCUUAAAUUGCGUACGCGUAGGUAUACAGUAGGUACGAUAUAUACAGUCCCUUAUAGCACUGAGAUUCCUGUCGGAUAGUUAAUAACUGUUCUAUGUGGGACUCUUUUUGAGUUUUACUUCUUUGAACAUACCCACACAAAAUCCCUGAAAAAUUCCUGACAAAAUUCCCGAAAUAAUAUAAUUCCCACUACUAUCCCAUUACUGUCGUAUUCUACUUCAGGCAGUGACAGGAUACCUUAAGAUCACCAUUUUAGAACACCCAAACAGGUAUCCUUUCGGUGUGCAUUCGACGACUGACAGGACUCCUCGUGGAUUCCCUCAUUGGGGACUCCUGCAGGAGCCCUCUGUAUCUCCUAAUGCCAUAAGAGGUAAUGCCCCGUCUACCUCCUAACCACCUAACUCUUUUUAUCUUCUAACAUUGGUUUUUAACUGUUUAGUUUUUAUUAAUUUUAUUUUGAAAAUCUAUAUGAAAGCGCGUGUACUUUUGUGUUAGACUGUGAUAUUUUUAUUAUCGAUUUGUUUUAUUAUUUAUUUACUGUUUAUAUUUUAAGACUGCAUUGUGGUUGAUUGAUACGAGAUUAAAAAUAUUGAACUAUUCGCUACUAUUAUAUUAUACAGCGUCAUGUCAUUCGUAAUCGAUAUGACAAAAUUUAAUUGAUUAAUAUAAAACGGCCAAGUUUUUACAAUAAUAUGUACCGAUCCGCGGUUCGUUACUUUACGGACGUAUAAUUUGUGAAACAUGUAAUACAUAAUGACACUUGAUUUUUAAAUUUCAUACCUUUAGAAAGUGUUAUUUACCGUGUAAAAACCCACAAAUUCGGGAGAGUAAAAUAAAUGGUCCCCAUUCGUUUUCUCUGACGUUUUCAUUUUACGUUACGCUUAAAACACGUUAAGUUCAUUAAGUGGAUUUGUUUUAUGGAAAUUUAUUUUAUUUUUUUCAGCUUCCAAAACGAAUAUCUACCUACAAAUAAUAAUGUUUUUAAAACAAAUAUACUUUUUUUUACGAUGAAAAUAUCAAACGCAUAUUAUUAUAUUAUUUAUAAUCAACUAACGCUUUGAUCAUUUGAGUUUUUCAUAUUUAAAAAAUAAAUAUAAUUCAAUAGGUUUUUAAAUAACACAAUUGUAAGGUUUAUCGUUAUCUGAAAUUUAUAUCGAAUAAAAUUUAUUUUUAAAACUACCCCGAUAAGUAAAUUAUUAUUUCCGUGAAAAGAAAUAAUACGGAUUUAUUCCAAGCGUGGGAAAAAUUACAGUACUAAAAUAUAUUUUAAUAAAUAAAUGAUAAAAAGUCUCGCUUUCGAAUAAAUAAGAUAUAAUCAAAUAUUACUACCGUUCGAUGAAGUUUUAAUCAAAAGAACUCUUAUGUAAACUUAAUAAAUUCAAUUUACCUAACCAUGGAUACCAGAAAAGGUCCAAGUAACUCAAUACUGAAAUCAGAACCCACGGAUAAAAGUUACUCUUUGCAGCUAUAAAAUUACUGUCAUUGUAUACUUGAAUGGACAGUAAUAAAAGCAUUCUAUACGUAUACAUUAAAAUAAAAUCAAGCGAUAAGUCCACUGUAAACUCAUUUCUGCGGUUUGAACGUUUCUAUAUAUAUAUAAAUAUAAAAAAAAUAGAUAACAUAAUAAACACGAUUUUUUUUAUUGAAUGAUUUAUUUUUAAAAAUUAUAUUACUGCUAGUAAAUAAUAAAUUUAUAAUAGCGUUCUCUCAACUAGGUCCAGUUAUCUGUAACAGCUCCGCAGAUUGCCUAAAUUGCGUGACAGAUGUAAUGAGGAUGAGUCUUAAGGGGUUUAAGGUAGAUUGAAACUGAGACACUGAGUUAUAGAUGGUAAUUAACAUAAUGACAGUUUGAUGCGUGCCAAUCUGCAUUGUUCAAGACAUCAAAUAGACAAAUGUGUAUAAAUUAAAAGUUUAUCUUAAGUUAAUUAUAGGUUAUCUUAACCUAUAACCUAUAAUUUUCAGAGUGUUUGAACUCAUUAAUGUUUCGUAUAACACAUAAUAAAACAUAUAAAAUUGACUAUAAUCAUGUUAUCAAAUUCUGAUAAUUUUAUUUUCCAACAAAUUUCAUGUCGAUUAUUUCAUAUUCCUUAAAUGUUAUUAAAAUGUAUUGCACAAAACUGAUGUAUUUUAUACAUUUACAUAUUUUAAUGAUUUCAGAUUAGCUACCUACUCCCCACCACCUCGCCGAAUAGAUUAUUAAUUUCGAAAUAUCGAUUUAUCUUUUCCAAGUAAAAUUGUUAUGCAAAAUAUAAUUAUAUUUUCGUUUCAAUAAUAAAUAACAGUUAUUGGAGUAGGUCCAUUCUUAAAUAAAGUUAUUAUACAGUAUCCUAUAUUUUCUACGCUUUUCUUGAUAUUUAUAUUGCAUAUUAUUUAUUUAAUAUUAUAAUAUUAAAAAGGGAUUUCAUUAUUCGAUGAAAAAAUUUUAUUUUUUUUUUACUUCGCUGAGCGUCUUUGGGUAUUAUAAUUUUAAGCCGCUCGUUGGGGUGAAAAUCGUCGAUUCCGGAAUAUUGUACAUUGUUGAAACGAUUCAACUUAUCGUAAACUAAAUUAAAUUUAUUUUCCGACCUAUAUUGUCUUGUAAAUCAGAUUCAGCAACUCGGCCGUUUGCGAACAAUAGUGACGUAUAAUAAUAUUAUCAUAUGAAUUAUUCAUGGCAAAAAAAAACAAAAAUGUAAUUUAUUGAAUGAAUUAAAGUACAACGGGAUAUUUUUUUAAGGAAGUUUCCCAUGUCAAAAUGAACACCCAGUAUAGUAAUAGUUUUCUUAUUGUGUGUCCCCAUUCGAAAAUAAAUGGUAAAUUAUCGAACUACUAUAGACUUUAUAACAAAAUAUAAUUCCAAAGGAACUAACUCUCGCUGAUAGAAAAAGUGGUACCUGGACAAAGUCCAAAAGUUAAGGGGAAGGUUUCGUAUAUCUGCUCGUGCAGCUUUUUAAAGAAGAAAAAUAACAUACGGUAUAUAUAUAUACACUAACAAAGUACCCUGAAGCAAAACUACAAUACUUUAUAACUCUUACUUUACGGCAAUAGUAAUAUAGUGUCAAUAUAAUUUUGAAAAACAAACAUAGUACACUGAACAAAGUUGGUACAAAUAAUAAAGGUUCCACGUUCCAUUAUAUAAUUACUAUGAUAUACAUGAAUGAAAUCUACAAUUCGGCCAUGUAUGAUUUGUACUUAUAUAGUAUUUAUAUAAAGUAAAAGUAUAGCAGCCAUAAAGGUAAAACCUGUAAUAAUUAUUCAUUAGUAUAAAUUCGACUUUCUACAAAUAAUAUUACUUUAAUUAUUGUAAAUUAAUAAAAAAUAAAAAACAUAUGUUUAAAACAGACAAUUUCAUUUACAAUUAGAACAUUUCAUAAACAAACAAAAAUGACGUUUAAAAUAAUUAGUUUUAAAUGUCGAAUAAACUAUUCGACUUUUAAUACUUUUAUAAUCUUCACAGGUAAACACGGUAAAAUUAUAAAAUUUUAUAUUUUUCAAUUAUUUAUCGUUAAAAGGAACCUGAUAAGUCAUAUUUGGGGUCCAAUUUUAAAGAAAAAUAUAGUUUCAUGGUAUCUACGUUAUGACGUAAUCACGCCGUUUUAUGUUAAAAAAAGCCUUUCGUCGUACUGUUUUUGGUGCCUUUAUAAUAUUAUUAAAAAAAAAAUAUUAAUAAUUGUAAUAAUGUUUUUGAUAUAAAAGAGUAUCUACAUAACAAUAUAACAGUAAAAAAGUUUAUUUUUAUUCUUGAAAUUUGACAUUAACCCCUUUUUACAAAAUAUCCUACAAAAUAGGCUAAUGAUCAGCAGCCACAGCUAGAGACUAUACAAUAAUAUCGUCUCAUUGCGUCUUUAUUACACUGGAGAUAUUCGCGCGUGUGAAUUUCGGAAUUAUUUCGAUCAUGUGUACUAAUAAUAUUAAUAUCGUUUUUCUAUACAGGAAUCGUUCUUCCGACGUAAUCGAUAGAAUAGUUUCGUUUAUGGACAGUCAUUCCUUACAAAUUGAUCUUUGGACACCGGACAAUAACGUCACCGUCGAAGGUUUGCAAUAUCAUUUUAAUAGUACUUAACUAAUACAUGCAAAAUAUUCAAGUUACAGGCUCUGCUCUCGGUUAAUUAUUCACUAUAGCUAUCCUACGUACAUUUAAUACAUGUAACAAAAAUUUAAAUUACAAACAUACGCGAAUUUAAACGGCAAACUACUUAAAUCGGUGUGAAUGAAUUGCGUCCCAUAUCCUGAUAGGUACCCUCGAACAACUGCCGGGAAGAAAUAAUAGCGAUCACGUUUAAGAGAACGUAAUAUUACGAUUAAACUUAAAGAUACGAACAAUAUGUACGUGUUUGUACGUUGGUUAUUUCUCGGUAUUUUAAUUUUAACGCGAGACAAGAGCAUUUUUAAAUUGUGACGUUUCACGUAAGUAGAUAAAAUUAACAUCUCGCUUAAAAAUCAAAACAUCGAAAAACCCUACCUAAAAACACGGAAGUUAAAGUCAAUUAACUUUAUAAGUUUGAUAGAAUAUCGAUCCGCUCUAAUAUUAAAACCUGCAACAACGCGAAAUCGGUCUCGCUAAAGACAAAUUCGUAAUACGGAGACAGCACACGCGGAGGCGGGUAAUACGUCCUCUUAAAAUUACAGAAAAGGUUUUACAGACGGUCUGCGAACACAUAAAAUGAAUUCAAUGUACCAACGCACAAUUAUUUACAUAUAAUAUUUAUUCCAAACACGCAAACAAUACCUACGUAAUCUAUUUAAAAUUACCAUUAUUUUGUAUUUAUUAUAUAGCCGUUGUAGCGGGGUAGGUAUAUUUGGUACACCUCAGGGGCACAAAAUAUUAUCGUUUACAAGAUCCGCGUCACCCGUAAUGUACUUAUACCAUGCAAAUACGAUAUUAUAUUAUUAUACAAAGAAUACCGCAAGAAUUUACUGUACUUAAGUACUUAAAGGUAUUUAAAAGCAGCGGGUUGCAAUGUAAACACUGAACUCCGUUGAAACGGCGUAAACUGUACUGCCGAAACUAACACUAAAAACAAACGUAUAUAAUAUAUUGCACGACGGGCGGACCACUGUUGUGGGUGAAAAGUUGAGAAGGUAUACAGAGGGGAAACUGUUUAUCUUUACGCGACGAUUAAUCAUUGCUAACGAAAAACGAUUCUGAGUGGAUUUCGGUUACACAUGUACCUAUUGAAAGGCCGUAAUAUUUAUGAUUUGAAAACAAUACAUAUUGUACAUUUUCCCGUUUUUCCCAUUUAUUAUGAAAACCCCUGGAAAGUUAAAAAAUGGCCUCCUUAUAGUACCGCCCCAGUCAGAUUUCCUUUCAUAAACAGUGCUAUAGUUGAAAAUCAGAGCAAAUUUCUAGUAGAAUAAUUGUUUUUCACAGAAAAAAAAAGUAAAUAAUAAACAUCAUUGUAAAACCAAUACAUUUCUCGCUCCGCUCAGAAACUAAAAUUAAACAACCUCCGACUGUUUAUUAUGUAUAAUUUGUAUACAAGAUGGAUUAUAGGUAGGUGGAUACCGAAUACUAUGGCAACGAUUAUAAACCAUACCAAUCGAAUUUUCUCCAGACAUUACUCAACAUUAGUAGACACGUUUUCCAGGUUAUUUAGAAAGGCGAUUUUCAAUUUUCAGUAUUAAAGGCCUCCACGGCUAAGAUAUUAUUUUUGUAAAUUCUGUGAAAUAACCGCAUUAUAUUUGUGUGUAUUUUGGACGCGCCAAAUUUUAAACCGAAAAAUCGACUAUCUUAAACUAGACAAUUUAUCAGAAUAAAUACUUAAAAAGUUCAAAUCGGACAUUAAAAAAUAUAUUUCUGAUCUUCCACCGCUAAUACUGGUUUAAAUUGUAGACUCUUAAAACGUCACAUCAUGCAUCCAUAAAAACGGCCCUAUCCCUUCUCCUUAAAUGGUUAUAGAACACGCGAUUAGUGGAAAAAGAAAAGUGUUAUCAUUAAAGUGGUCAUUGAAAAGUAAAAAAUAAUUUUCGAAUUUUACAAAAGAGUAAAACAUUUUGUAAGCCCGUUUCCAACUCCCUCAAUACAGAAGGUAACAUUUAUAUUUUUCCCGAUACUUUUGAACACUGUUAGCGGUACUUUCGGGAACAAAUUAGUUUAAUCUCGGGAGUUAUAAUUGUUUUGUAAGCGGAUUGAAGUGAUAAAAGUUUGGUGAAAUUUCAAUACGGAUUUCGCCGUGUUGUUGCUGGAGUAGGGUGUCCUUCAGCAUCACAACACUCAUCUACAGACUCCCCGAGUUGAGUCAGAAGGAUGCAUGACGUUAAUUAUCAAAGACGUGCCUUUUGUGGAUUUCAUCUUUCAACCCACGCCCCUAACAUUUUGUUUGUUUUCAUAAAUAGUAUGAGUAUUCGCUUAUUCAUUAUAUUGAAAUAAUAUUUCUGUGUACCUGAUACAAUGUAACCGAGGUCGGAGCUCAAUUGCUUAAGGGGGCGCAUUGCUUUUUAACGCUUUCGUAAUGACUGAAAAAAAAAAAAAUUCACGGAUUACGACUUAACGAAGACGUGUUUUUCUUCUUUUUUUAUAUACGAGGUUUGUAAAUAAAGUAAUAAGACUGAUUUUUUAAAAUUUUUUUAUUAAACUAAAAUGACUACUUUACAUUGUCUCCUUCAAAGUAGUUACCCUGAGAAUCCACACAGCGCUGGAGUCGAUGUUUCCAUUGUUUAUAGCAGUUCUGGAACUCAGUUACUGGAAUAGCUUUCAGUUCAUCGGUCACAGAUGAUUGAAUAUUUUCUAGUGUCCCAAAAUGUCGUCCUUUAAGGUGAAUCUUUAUUCGUGGAAAGAGAAAAAAGUCACAAGGGCUCAAGUUGGGUGAAUAAGGGGGUUGAGGGGCCACAGGAAUAUUUUUGGUUGCCAAAAACUGGUUGAUUGAAAUGGCUGUGUGACAAGGCGCAUUGUCAUGAUGCAGCACCCAGGUGUUUUUGAUGUUUGGUCUCACACGAAUCAUUGGUCAAAAUGUGAUGAACGGUGGUGUGAGUCAAUCCUAACUGUUCUCCGAUCAUUCUGACGGUCAACCGACGAUCGGAUCGGACAAGAUCUCGAACUCUGAUGACGUUUUCAUCAGUUUUUGCAGUUGAAGGUCUUCCACUGCGAGGUUCAUCUUCAAUCGCCUCUCUGCCUUCAGAAAAUGCCUUAAACCACCUAAAAACCUGAGCCCUUAAAAGUACACUUUCUCCAUAUACUUGUUGGAGCUUUUGAAAAGUUUCUGACGCACUGUGUCCAAGUUUGAAACAAAAUCGGAUAGCACACCGCUGCUCAAAAUUGUUGUCACUCAUUUUCAGAACGUACUAAAAAAAAUCGGUUUACGAAAAUAAUUGUCACAGACCAACACGCGACACUACGGAGUUUAAAUUCGUACUGAAGGUACAUUAAAUGUUUACCUACAAACCUUUUCAAACGGAAAGUCAUUAGUGUUAUCAUAUAACAAGCUACGAUAUCAGUCUCAUUACUUUAUUUACAGACCUCGUAUAUAUAUAUAUAUAUAUAUUAAUUAUUUUUUUUUUUUGCCAGGGCGCAGACGGCACGCUUACCGGAAGGUCUUCCCGAUCAUAGUCGGCACGUACAUGAUAAUGUCGGCCGUACUGAUACCGAUGGGUUUUAUGUUCAUGUCCACGCUCGGCGGCAAAGCGCUGUUGGUCAGCAAAAUGGCGCUCAUGAUAUCGCUGAUGAGCAACAUCAAAAAGAUGUUCUCGUACGAGUAUUACGUGCCGCCCGCGCCGCCCGCCGGGCCGCAGCACUGGAAGAGAACGCUGCUGGCGCACCGCACAACCGCCGGUCCGCUGUACUCGUCCUACACCGCGUACUGA
Messenger RNA from Cinara cedri, 9315 nucleotides. NCBI's taxonomy places the organism in Eukaryota, Metazoa, Arthropoda, Insecta, Hemiptera, Aphididae. The record is from the annotation of a GenBank genome assembly.